UGAUAACUUGGACUAUAUAAAAGCCUGUCCGUGGCAAUGUGUAUUGUAUUUUCAUAGCGAUGUGCAUGAUGGAUUGAUCGUUUGGUUGUUCGGUCACAUAAGUCUGGCGUUAUUUGUUUGGUCAAUCUGAUGGAAACAACCCUGGUUUUAUUCAACACUUUUAAGUUCCUGUGUGUACAUUUACCAUGGAUAACAAGUUUGAGCCCCACAUCACUAUUUAUACCGCUUGACAUUCUGAUGAUGCUCCUAUUGGAGUUUACGUGCCACCUGUUUUCCACAGCAAGGAGAAUGGAUGUUUUGAAUGUUCGGGGCAUGACAACAAUGAACAUGUUGAAUUUGAGGCACUUUCACCACAUAAUACGGUAAUAGACUACACAGAAACAGAUGGCCACCAGACGAUCUCGGCUUCAGGUUAAGCCUAACAUUGGCCCUAAGCCCAGUAGGGGGGGAAUUGCAGGGAGGAAAUCUUCCAGUGGAGAUGCAAAACCAACCAAAGAUGCCAAGAAACCAGAACCAACUCAAUGCAGUGAUCAAAAGGAACCUGAACCUACUGCAUGCAGUGAUCAAAAGGAACCUGAACCUACUGCAUGCACCAGUGAUCCCAAGAAAUAUGAACCCACUGAAGAUGCAGAGAAAUGUGACACCAUUAAAUCUGAACUGACUACAGUAAAACAAUCGACUCAAGAAAAGGUGGAUUGUCUAUUUCCUAAAUUGAUAGAUGUUCCUGUUGAAAGAGUUAAAGAAGACAUCAAUGACACAUCGAACAUUCAGGAACCAUCAACUAGCAAGUCAGCUAUAUUGAUAGAAAAGUCUCUCACAGGAAUUAAAAACAAAGGACCUGACAACGUUGUUGAAAUUAAAGAUACAACUUCAGAAAAGCAUGACAAGAAGCCAGAGACAAGACCUAAAUUCAGAAGCAGAUUUCCCAAAGCUAAACCAAACCUUGCAAAUAUUGGGAGGCCUGAAAACAGGAAAACCUCUCAUGUCCCCCCAGCUGCCAGUGCCAAACCACAACCAGAAGUUGAUGCAUCUGGCGAGCCAGAGGAAGAGCCAGUUUCAGAACAAGCCACUAUAGAAAAGACCACUGAGGAGGCCCCACUGAAUGUGACAACAGAUGUGGAGUGCAGUGGCCAAGACAAACUGAGGGGUGGGGACCAUGCUGACCACCCCCAGGCGUCAGAGAGCGAGGCUGACCUGGAGAAGAGUCCUCGCAAAUUUGAACCCAAGCCUCCUGAAAGGGGGGAGAAGUCUAUCUUUGAAAAACCUGUUGUGCCAAUAUUGAAACAAGAGAAGAAACCAGUAGUCAAGCAUUUGUGUCCAAAGAAGCGGAAACAACUACCUCCAAUUAAUGCGCCCCCAGACAGAGCCACCAUGAAGAUGAUUGAUCUGAUCUACUGGAACCCCUCAAGCAAUCCGAUGACAAAGAAGUUAGUGCCAGGCAAGCCUAAGGAAGUGUGUGUGACUGACUUGACAGCUGCCACUGAGGAGGAGAACCGAGUUGACACACCGGGAGACGACGGAGGUGAGGACUCACUUCCCGUGCCCCAAGUCAAGAUCGGACCAGAUGGCCAGAUCAUUCUCAAUGAGGCCAGUUUGGUUGUGGACAACAAGACCAGCGAUGAACCAAUGGAAACUGAUAUCAUUGAGGAGGAUGAGAGCACAGUCAACUACGAGAGCUUCCGUGAGAAGAGGCCCAAAACGUCAUGGAGUGAACUCGAGACGGUGAAGUUCUACAAGGCCCUCAGUACAGUGGGGACAGACUUCUCUCUUAUGAUGCACCUCUUCCCAAGUCGAACACGCCGAGAAAUCAAGAACAAAUUCAAGAAGGAGGAGAAGUUACACAGACGAGAAAUAGACAAGGCCAUUCAGAACCGAACGGCCUUCAACAUGACAGACUUUGAGCGUCUACAGGAGGAGGCGGAGGAGGAACACCGGCUGAAGCAGCAGAAGGAUCUCAUCAAGAAGGAGAAAGGUCAGCGGGGAAAGAAGCGGAAGACAGAUGCUGAUGACAUCAAGGAGAACAAGGCUGUCAAGACACGCAGGCGAAAGAAAAAAAAGACUGUGUUUCACGAAGACGAAGAUGAUGACCUUGAUGAUGCUGAGAGUUUCAGGGCGGAGGGAGACAGUGGCAAGAAGCCAGCUAGCAGUCGGGUGAAGGAAGUGGUGGAGAUCCUCAUGGACAUGAGCAGAGGGAAGCUGUCAGCAGGCACCAAGGGUCAAGGUGAAGGUCAGAAUGACCUCAGUGAUGCUGAGAGUGAGGCUCCGAGUGAGGCGCCUAGUGAAGCAGUGAGUGUUACCUCUGAUGUGUUUGUGCCCCGAAGUGUACGGUCGACUUUGAGGAAAAAGAUAACUACAUGCAAUAUUGAAGAAGAUAGGACAAUUGAUAAUCAAAUCCUAGCAACAGACAUUGCAACCUCAGGAGAUAUCGGUCAUCUAGUCAACAAUGUUAUGUCCAAAUCUGUGGUACCUGAAGCUGUGAAGUCUGAGGCAACAAAUAGUGACAUUCCCUCAGCGAUUCCUUCAGUGUCUUCUGCCAACUCUGGGAGUGUCUCUCACUGUCCCCCCACACCGAAAGUUCCGGCAGUGUCCGUCAACUCGGAUAAUGUGGGUGGGGUGCAACACAUGGAGAUCCCCGAGGGCCUACUGCCCAUCAUCAACACUGCGGGGGGUGCAGACAAGGUGCAGAUAGUGCUGGUGCACGACGUGGAUGCCGACUCGGGGCAGACUGUUGUCCAUGUGUAUAUAUUGCCCAAGACGGCAGAAGAGUUCUCUAUAGGUGGAAAUACAGUGCAGCUAACACCUACCAAAACCAACCCAAACUCUUCUGAUCGUACAGCUCAGUGUUCGCAAUCAAACAGGACUUCUCAGGGAAAUGUUUUUAAACAUGAACCAUUGUGUUCAGAACCAUCAGCCUCAACAUCCUCUACUGCGAUGACUGUUACUUCAUCCACCCCUUCCCAGCCCAUAGCUUCAACCUCCAGGGCUGUUACCUCAUCUCCUCUCACCCCCUUUAGAAGACUGUCCUCAAACACUGUCACUCUUGCACAGACUGCAGCAGUGUCGGCAGUGAAACCCUCAUCUCCAACAUCACCGCUACCGUCCUCAACACUUCACACAGCAGCAAUGUCGCCUGGAGGGUCAGACAAACUGGACAUUGAAGGCAUGAACCCAUUGACUUCACCUUCACCUUCACCUUCACCUUCACCUAGGGUUUGCUUGUUCAAGGAUGAAGUUGCUGAAACGUCAACAGAUGUCGGUCUCGCUGUGAAGAAGGAAUAAGUGUGUAUAGGGAAGGGAGUGCACGUGCACCAGAAAUAGAUAAAGAAUUGUUCAUUCGUCAGGUCUUGACAGUUGUGCAUACUGUUUUUAUUUAAGUUUUUAAUCAGGGUAACCAUGAAAUUGAAUGAACUUGCACAUAUAGUAUUUGUAUGCCAGAUUAUAGUCCUGCAUGUCCUCUUUUAAUUAUUUUAUCACAGUUAUGUUUUGAUUUUUAAGGGAAAACAUAUUUUUAGAAUUUUUCAGAUAUUAUUUGGGAUAUUUUAUUUAUAAGCAAAAUAAAUUAUAUGGAAAAACAUGUUUAUUUCCUGAUCUUGCACUGACUGAUAGGCAGAUGGAGAAUCAUCGAUAUCACAAUCAAAACCUAGAAAUGGCAGUAAAGCCAUGAGGAUGAAAAUGGCCAGCAGACAUUUUUAGCCUUGUGUUAUAAUCUCCACAUGAUUUGUGAGUGCAUUUUCAUGUGUGCUGCCAUUUGUUUUAUAUGAAAGAAAUCAAUUUCAAAGACUAUUGUAAAUAUUUGUCAUCAUGUCACAUUGUUCCAUUGUAGGAGAGUGAUGAAAUUUGUUGGGACUUGAAAACUGUUGGCAUAGAUGUAAAAUUAUUACUGAUUUUGUGUUUGCAAAAUAUUGCCAGUAACAUGAUUAGAAAUGUAGAGGGUUCUUUCCACACACUGGUACGUAGUGUAUGUUCUAUUUUUCUAUUCAGCAUUAGGCCAUAAUAUCUUAGAUUGUUAUCAGAAUGUCAUUCCGCCAGCCUCACUACCAAGUACCCGCCUUCUGAAAAAAUAUGAAUGGAAAUGAAAUAGUUGCUUUGAUUUAUUGUGGCCUUAGUAUAUGGGCUUUAUGACACAUAUGAUUCAGUGGCCUGGAGAAAGAGAAUAACGGUCAAUUAUCAAAAGCAGACUUAAGAAAUACUGAGGGAGCAUCCAUUUGAUUUGGAUGGGUUUGAGAACAGUCUAGUUUUUACCCAAGUUAUGUCCACAAACUAUUUAUUUACUGAGCACCAUCAAACAAUCUAUUCCUUUUCACUAUUAACACAAAAAAUUAAAAUUGAAAAUUCAAACAAUCUAUUCAUUUUUUUCAACACUGCCAACAAACUCUAUAUUUGGGGCAUAUAUCCGAAGAAACUGUUCCUAUAACAAAUCUUCCCACCCACCCCAAAGAUAUCAAAGGGGUGCUCCCUAAUGGACUAAGUAAAUUCAUAUUUAGCACAACUGUGUUUUUGUUUAUUUAGCCUGCGCCAAUUGUGUCUCUAGGUAUAUCUGCACCAUACCCACGCUGACUGGUUUCACCGGUAAACGUCUCAGACCUGCAGCACUUCUGGCUUCCCUUGCACAGUCAGAACAGAUAAAGCAGACAUUUAUUCAAAGCAGGGUUACCCCAAGCUCCCUCUCAUCAUGUUCUCUGCAGCUCCUGUCAUGUUUCUCUCCCCAAACCAGCACUUCCUGUCUCUCAGUGGGGACAUGUGAAAGAAAUAAGUCCACAAAUAUUGCCAUAUCAUGGUCUGUUAUAAUACACACCUGUUGAAGCUCCCUACAGCGUCAAGGACAGCCUCCCUAAGUCACCUGUCUGGUUUUAGUAAAAGUCAUCUUGAUAACCCUUGUUUAGACUGGUGAUAGAUGCACCUAGUAUGAGUAAUUAUGGUUAAGUUAAAACUGCACAUAUGCAGGGAUUUCUUAUAUUGAGAGUUUAACUGAUUCUACCAUGAAUUUGGAAAUUCCUCGAUUUUGAUUGGUCAGUCAGAGGUUUCAAAUCACAACAAACCCCUCUGAUUGAAACAGCUGAUUUGACAGCCGCAUCACAGCAUAAGUUAAUAUUUUUAGAAUAGUAUUUCUUUUACAGUCAUUUUCCAUAGGCAUAUUUAAAUAAUUAUGUGUACAUUAUAGGCUACAUAAUGAAAACUUGCGGUUACUUCAAUAUUCAAAGGAUGUGGGGCAAUAUAUUUCGUGCAUAAAACACAAUAGAAAUCUACAAAGAUAAUGUAUUUCAAGUUUGGAGGACAACAGAGAGCUUUGCUAUUUGGCACUCUUCUAUAUACGACUGUGUCGUCAUAUCAUUUGCGCCACAGAGCAAUGUGACAUUUUAAUUGUGACAUGAGGUGUAGAAUGAAACCAUAGUAAGGCUUGCUUAUUUUUCUUUAAGGGCUGCCUACCUUAUAUUUGCUUACGAAGUUGCCGUGCUGUACAUGACUUGAGUGCCUGUCAUAAGUAUUACGCUGUAGACAAACUGCUUGAGUGUAUACAGCUCCAUAUUUUGUUUAAAGGCUGUUGUCGGUGAUUCCGUAAAUUCUGAUCGACAACUCACUCAAAACAUUGGACCCACCCCAUGCCACUUCACUCAAUGUAUUUUCUAACACCAAAGAGUUCAAGUCUUAUUUAGUCAUGGUAGAAUGGAGAUAAACAUACUGUAUUUCCAAGGAAGAAGGUUACCUGUAGGUUUUAAGGUUCUAAAUUGAACAUUUGAAACUUCACGCUUUUCGUU
Haliotis rufescens (red abalone) is the source of this 5756-nucleotide messenger RNA. Its product is annotated as titin homolog. NCBI's taxonomy places the organism in Eukaryota, Metazoa, Mollusca, Gastropoda, Lepetellida, Haliotidae. Gene Ontology annotation, biological process: RNA polymerase III preinitiation complex assembly. The record is from RefSeq and is a predicted model, not a curated record. Gene Ontology annotation, cellular component: transcription factor TFIIIB complex. Gene Ontology annotation, molecular function: TFIIIC-class transcription factor complex binding. The coding region runs from base 385 to 3279 and encodes 964 amino acids. The transcript is spliced from 12 exons.